Thyridium curvatum is the source of this 840-nucleotide messenger RNA. RefSeq lists its product as uncharacterized. The record is from RefSeq and is a predicted model, not a curated record. Bases 1 to 840 code for a protein of 279 amino acids. The transcript has 3 exons. Gene Ontology annotation, molecular function: protein binding. Lineage: Eukaryota; Fungi; Ascomycota; Sordariomycetes; Thyridiales; Thyridiaceae.
AUGAGCUCCCAAGAAGCUCCCACGCCUGUCAAGGGAGUCCCUAAGAAGCCCGAACAGGCAGAGGAAGCGCCCGAGGUGGUCAAGUUUUCUCCCGAGGAAGAAGCUGAACUACUGAGCGAGUCCAACGCCCACAAGUCCGAGGCCAACAACCUCUUCACCUCGGCCAGGUACGACGCCGCCCUGACCAAGUACGACGAGGCCGUCGCCAUGUGCCCCAACCACCUCGACUACGAGAUCGCCGUCCUCAAGUCCAACAUCGCCGCGUGCAACCUCAAGCUCGAGGAGUGGAAGGGCGCCAUCAAGUCGGCCACCGACGCGCUCGACCGCCUGACCAAAGUCGAGGAGGCCCUCGUCGCGGAGGAGGAGGAGGCCGCCGAGAAGAAGAGGGAAGAGGAGGAAGUAGAGGAGGAGAUCAUCAGCGAGGGCGCCGCCAACGCCGCCCCCGCCCCGCCGCCCGAGGAGGACCGCCGCGCCGAGGAGGCGCGCAGGAGGCGCGGGGACGACGUCCUGCGCAUCCGCGCCAAGGCGCUGAUGCGCCGGGCCCGCGCGCGCAGCGAGCAGGGCGGCUGGGCGAACCUGACGGGCGCCGAGGAGGACUACAAGGCGCUGUCCAAGAUGAGCAACCUGAGCCCCGCGGACGCCAAGGUCGUGCGGGCGCAGCUCAAGGUGCUGCCGGCGCGGGCCAAGGCCGCCCAGGAUAAGGAGAUGGGCGAGAUGCUGGGCAAGCUUAAGGAUCUUGGCAACGGUAUCCUGAAGCCGUUCGGCCUUAGCACGGAUAACUUCGAGAUGACCAAGGACGAGAAGACGGGAGGAUACAGCAUGAACUUUAAGCCGGGUUAG